Messenger RNA from Cylindrotheca closterium, 1293 nucleotides. The record is from the annotation of a GenBank genome assembly. Lineage: Eukaryota; Bacillariophyta; Bacillariophyceae; Bacillariales; Bacillariaceae.
AUGAUCAUUGACAAAGAAUUGAGGAAGAAGCAAGUUUGGGUAGCAUCUCAAAUGAAAACAGCUGAGCAAUCGUCCACCAUUACUUAUUUUCCAGCGUUACCGGAAACACACUUGGAUUGGUUGGAAGUGGGCGAUGCUCCGCUAGAAUGGAAUGGUGAGAACCCGCCAAAUACAAGCGGACAAAAGGAAGCGUCCAAAAAGAAAAGGGAGAAGGAAGACGCUCAAAAGAAGGCCCUCAACCAACCGAAGAAGUGGUUCGAGUUCAGCAAUGCUAUUGGUGGCUCGUGGCUGAAAGCAUCAACAGGUCCACCUAACCCCGAUGCUCCACUUCAUCUUUUGUUGGUUCGAGAUGGAAGAGUUGUCGAUGUGGUGAAAACGACAGUUGCCCGUUAUAAGAGUAUUCCGGAGUACUUUUUGUUUGCCAGAGGCCCAGGAUGGGGUAUCGACAUCCCCAGCAUUGUUGGACACCAGAAUUCUCUCUUUCAUGACGCUCAAAUUGGAGAUUGCGCGUUGCUGCAGAUACAACCGUAUCACAUGCUCCACGAAGAUUUCAAGGCUUCCCUUUCUGAUUUCUACACAAUCGAAACCCCCGACGAUAAUCAUCAUAAGGGCCUUGUUGACCUUGAUGUGGUCAAGUCCCAAAUUAAGAUUUGCGCCAUCCAAAAGACAUCUCCGACAUCGCGCACCACUGUGUGCUUCGAGCCACUCUCAGAGAUCAAAACUGAAGUGAAAGUAGGCGACAAACUUUGGCCAUCCAAUCCUUCUUUUGAUGGGUCCAUAUGGAAAAAGAGAGACGAAACAUUCCGACAACGGGAUCAUCAGAGAGUCCUGGGUUCCGCUGACGAUGAGCUGAAACAGCGUAUUGAAGAGUUGGAGGAACUGCUUCAACACAAUAAAGAUAUUCGGGAUAUUCCUGGCCGCCGAGAGGAAUUCCAGGACGAGAUCCGAAAGAAGCAUCCUUACGUUUGGAGCGACACGAAUGUUGCUAUGAAUGGUUCGUGGAUCAAGGCUUGCACCUGGCCUCCGCAGGGUGACAUGCCAGUUGAUAUGCUUCUCUUACGAGAUGAACAAGUGGUAGAAAUCAUUUCUACCACUCUGAGCAAAUUGGAUAUAUUUGGACCUUACAAUCAUGGAGAGUACAGCGGCGAAAAGUCAAUGGUGGGGAGCCACCCAGGAUGGGCAAUCAAUGUGAUGACAGCAUCCUGUGUUUUCUCUGGAGGACUUGAGAUUGGUGACUGUGUCAUGUUGAAAGUUCCUCCUCUCACUUGUGAAGGUGGAAAGAUAGUCACCUAA